GCACACACACAUAGGAGAUUCUUAAGCUGGUAUCUCUGGAACUCUAAGAAGCAAACAAAGAAACGCACUUACAAGAAGGCAGACAGACAAAAAGACUAAGAGAAAGACGCCAAAAGUAAAGACCAGAUCAUCCGUGCUCUCUUGUCGCCAAAAAUAAAUAAAAGCACACACACACACACACAACCAGAAGAGGAGUAAAGGAGGAUAUUAACCUACCGAGACCGCAAGAGGAAUAAGAGGAGGAGGAAGAAGACAAAAAGAAGAAAGAACAAGCGCCACAUUUCUCACGCAAAGACGCAGACGACGAGAGGAAAGAAGACCGCAACAAGAGACUCAAGCGGGCGAGAGGGAGGAAGAAAGGGACGGAGAACAGACGAACACAGACAGACAGAAGGCAGGCGGAGGGACAACAGAACACAGACGUAAAAACAGAUCGCGGCGGAGAAGAAUAUAAGCAAAGGCACAGCGACAGAACUCCACAACAACUCCACUUUCGCGCCACACAACUCACGGUUCAACUCCGGCAUCGUAUUACCUCUCUUUCUCUCUUUCUCUCUCUCUCUCUCUCUCUCUCUCUCUCUCUCCUCACACACACACGGCGCGAGGAGAGGACAUGAGGGCGUGGGAGUUUACAAGCCUCGAUCAGUGCGUCAGUUAUUACCAGGACCAGAUGCAAGAUGGCUGGUGCAACGCUACGUGGGACAAGAUUCUGUGUUGGCCCCCGUCACCGCCAGACACAGUGGGUCGCCUGCCUUGUCCGCCGCUUAAAGGAGUCGACCCAUCCCAGGUGGCUCAGCGGAGGUGCACGAGUGCGGGCCACUGGGAGGGACGCACGCUGGCGGAAGGGCUGGCGGGGGGCUGGACCAACUACACGCCUUGCCUCAUCCCGGAGAUACGCAUCCUCAUGGACAAACUGUACGCCAAGAGCAAGGAAGACGCCCAGCUGAAGCUACAGGUGGCUGAGGUGAGCAGGGUGAUAGAGACGGUGGGCCUCUCCCUCUCCCUCGCCUCCGUCCUCGUCUCCCUCGCUAUAUUCUCCUACUUCAGGUCACUCCGAAACAACCGCACGAGGAUGCACUUCAACCUGUUCGUGGCUAUGGUGAUCCAGCUGAUGGUGAGGCUGACACUAUACAUCGACCAGUACGUCACCAGGAAGACACAACAGAGCACCACCGGCAUCGACAACACGCCCUUCCUGUGUGAAGGCUUCUACGUCCUGAUGGAGUACGCCCGCACGGCCAUGUUCCUCUGGAUGUUCCUCGAGGGCCACUACCUCAACAACAUGCUUACCGUGGCCGUCUUCACCGACCACCCCAACCACAUGGUGUACAACUUGCUGGGAUGGGGCCUGCCGGUGCUGAUGACGGCGGUGUGGGCAGCGGUGACGGCGGUACAGCACACGGGCACAGAGUGCUGGUGGGGCUACAACCUGAGUCCCUACUUUUGGAUCCUGGAGGGCCCUCGACUCACUGUUAUAAUAACCAACUUCCUCUUCCUACUGAACAUCCUACGAGUCCUAAUAACGAAGCUUCAGGCGAGUGUGUCCUCCGAAACCCAGCAAGCCAAGAAGGCCGUGCGCGCUGCCAUCGUGUUGUUGCCGCUGCUGGGCAUCACAAACAGCCUCCAGAUGGUUCACUCGCCCCUCGAGGGAAAUAUUGUUGAGUUCGCCGCCUGGUCCUUUGUCACAACCUUCCUCACCGCCUUCCAGGGCUUCUUCGUGGCGCUGCUAUACUGCUUCCUGAACCAUGAGGUGAGAAACACAAUCGCCAAGAGCUUAGCCAACCUGUCCACGCAACGCCUCCUGCCCAAGCGGUCCAAGAGGGUGCUGGUGAACGGAAACGUGCCCAGCGAGACAGUGGGACCCGAGGAGCCGCUGACGGUGAUACGGGAGGAGGGGGCGGUGGAGGGGGAGACGGGGAGCGUGGGCGGGGAGAAUGGGAUGGUGGGGGGACAGGCGACCACUACUGUAUGACCCUCCACCCCCACCUUCCUCCACCCCCUCCCCUUCACUCAUUCCUCCCCCUCCUCCAGCUUCCUUGAUUCGUCCUGUUUCCUAUUCCUCUUAAGCCCUCUCUCCUCUUCCUCUGCCUCCACAUUCCUCCUCAUCCUCAUCAUUACCGUCAUCAUCCUUCUCUUCCUGCUCCUCCUCAUCUUCCAUCUUCCUCCUUCUCAUCAUAUUAUAUCAACAAGGCAUCAUAUCGCUGUCUUCUCCUCCACGCAUUUCCUUCUUCCUUCUCAAGCCGUCUCCUCCAUUUCCUCCUUCGUCGCCGCCUACCGGUUGAAGGUUAAAUUACUCAUAUCUUAAAUCUUGACCACUUGUGAUGUCAAGAGAGGUGCUUUCCCUUCCCUUCCCUUUCCUUCCCUUCACCCUACUCUCCUUUCUCCUACCCUCCUCCUCCUCCUCUUCAGUCUCCCUCCUCCUGCUCCUCCUUCGCCCCUUCACAUGAUUGGCUCAGGGGCUUCAGGGCGACACGAAACUCGGCCGGUGAUUGGUCCGUGUGACGCCCACCAAGUGUUCGUUGUUCGCUAGUGUGAGUUGUGGUCACGCUCAAGGUCUAAAUUAGAUCUUGGUCACGCUAAGCUUUUCCUAGCUCCCGGUGUGGCUUGAUUGGUGCACGCACACACACACACACACACACACACACACACACACACACACACACACGUCUAGAUAUAAUGAUGCCAUAUGUAAGGAUAUUGUAACAACGACAGGGAAAUCAGACUUGAGAAGAAGAUAAACAAGAACAUGAAGAACAAGAAAAGAAAAAAUAAGGUAGACGGAGGAGGAGGAAAAUUUUAUUAAAUCAAUAACGAAAUUUUUCAAAAAACAAGAAGGCGAAGAAGAGGAGAAAGAGGAGAAAGCGGACAGGACGCGAGAAGAGAGGCAGGAGGAAGAGAAAGACGGGGAGGAAAAUCUAAUCACAUCAGGCCGGAACAAGUCGGUGUCGUGUUAACAUAUAUAUAAAUAUUUUUUACCGAGACCGAAAACUAAUAUGAACACAACUAGGACUAUUAGAGUAAGUUUAUCAUCUAAAAAUUAUAAAUAAACAUAUAUAUAUAUAUCUUAUACCUAUAUUAUACAGACCUAUUAAAUGCCAUUAUAUAGACAGAGUAUACUGAAUGCUUUAAUUUUAAAUAUAAAUUUAUUAGCCUGUAAGAUUUCUCGUGAAGAAGUGUAUUAUAUAUAUAUAUUAUAGCUUUAUGAGUGUUGUUUGUAGCUUUAAGGAAAGGAAACGGAGAGUCUGGUGCAGAUAAACAGGUACUAAUACGCACACACACACACACACACACACACACACACACACACACACACACACACAGGGCCAGUGAAGGAUAACCAACAACUAAAACGUGAAUAUCAACACUGAAAACAACAACAAAAACAAAACAACGAAAACAAAAACAACAACCUUCCCACCUACCCGGCAAACAAUGGAUGACAACAAAUUAAAAAAAAAAAAAAAAAUAACGUGUAAAACAAAAACCUUCGCCGGCAGCUCGACAGCCCACACGCCAAGCUGCAGCCACACCUCUCCACGGCUGCUCGCUCACAAUUUUUACACUUUCUAUUUUUUUUUUUUUAUAUACUUUAUUCAAUCUGCUCUUUCGCGCUCAUCAUCCCCUAUCAUCAGAAUCACUCCACCCACCACAAAGAUUUUCACGCAUUUUUUUUUCUUUUUACUUUAACACUUUCCAUUUUUUCUCUUUUUUUUAACUGCUCUUUUACAUUCAUCAUCCCUAUCAUUAGAAACACUCCACCCAUCACAAAGAUUUUCACGCAUUUUUUUUUUUUUUUACUUUAACACUCCAUUUUUUCUCUUUUUUUUAACUGCUCUUUUACAUUCAUCAUCCCUAUCAUCAGAAUCACUCCACCCAUCACAAAGAUUUUCACGCAUUUUUCUUUUUCACUUUAAUACCUUCCCAUUUUUUUUUCUUCCUUUUUUCUGAAUUCUCUCUUUCGCAUUCAUUAGACGUACUCCAUUCACCACAACCUUUUUACCCCUUUUUUUUUUCCUUUUUACACGUUUUCAUUUUUUUUCAUUUUUCCCCAAUUCUCUCUUUCGCAUUUAUAAUCCUUAACAAUAAAAAAAACUCAAACCAACUGCGUUUUUAACCCGGUUUGUCCUUUUUACACCUUUCCAAUUUUUUCUUCCUUUUUCCCAAAUUCUCUCUUUCGCAUUCAUCAUCCUUAACAUUAGACGUACUCCAUCCAAUACAACGUUUUUACUCCUUUUUGUUAUUUGUACACUUCCAUUUUUUUUCUUCAUCUUCACGAAUUCUCCCUUUUUGCAUUUACCAUCCGCGUCAUUUGACUCACUCCACCUACAACAACGUUUACACAUAUUUUUUCCCAUUUUCUUCACCAUUUUGAGCCGUUAGUCAUAGAAAACGCCAUUCAUCACCGUCAUUACUUUCAUCCUCCUUGUCAUAAUCACCACCAUCAUUCACGAAGUUUUUUUUUUCUCCACAUUUCAAGAACAAGUCGACCAAGAGCGACAAGAACACACCACACAACGAAGCAUUAAGUAACAGACAGACAUAAAUUAAAUAUUCCAUCUCUCAGUUCUUUUUUGCCUUUUUUUAUAUAUUUUUGGUGAGUAACCUUUGACUCGUCGUUUCCGAAUCAGCCGCGACAAAAGGAGCAUCAUCAGCAUCAGGAGGAGUGUGAGGAAGGAUCUGGUCAGCUGAGAUAAGACAUAAAAAUAGGCGGGCCGUGUUAGGUUAGGUUAAGAACGAAGAGCGACGAAGAUUUCUUAAAAAACUUGCACCUAGUCGGCUCCCUCGUGAUUGCUGCAGCCAUUAUCUAUCCCCAAUGCAUUAACCCAAUUUCACGCUUGCUUGUAUAUAUAUAAAUAAGGGAAAAAAAUGAUGAAGUCUGAAAGCAAUUACCUUCCUCCUCCAGCCAAAAAUUAAGUUAAGCCGCACACGCACACGCACACCCACACCCACCCACCCACCCACACACACACACACACACACACACACACACACACACACACAGAGUUAAGGUCUGAAAACAAAAGGUAGUCAAAGUCUUGCAAGUUCAAGGUCAUGGAGAACAUUUUUUCCUUCUUAAUUAUUAUUUCCGAGAAGAUAAGAAACGAGGGAGAAACGGAGAGAAAGGGAGAACAGAGAAGGGCUUCCACCGCUGUCGCUAUACUUUGGAGAGAAGUGGAAGGAGGAGAAGGAGGAGGAGGAGGAGGUACAAAGGAAAGAUAGAAGAAAGGGUGAGUGGAAAGAAAAGACAAGUAGCUCUGACGGUAAGUGGAACGCCUUCUCUCGCUCUCCCUCUCCCUCUCUCUCUCUCUCUCUCUCUCUCUCUCUCUCUCUCUCUCUCUCUCUCUGGCCUCCUCAACUGGCCACCGGGGGUGUUGGCCAGCUGCUGAGGUGCAGAGACCAUUUUUAGUGCAUCCGUCAAUGCUGUUUUUGUCAUUUUCAUUCCUGUUUUUUCACUGACCUUCCCAUCCUUGCUCUGCGCUAUUAUCAUUGGCAUUAUUAUUACUAUCAUUAUUAUUAUUAUUAUUAUUAUUAUUAUUAUUAUUAUUAUUAUUAUUAUUAGAAUCGUGUUGCUAUCUUAUGACAAAACGAUAAGUAAAUUGUGGAAAUCAAACAGAGCCGACGAGCGAUAUGAAGAAAUGUGUGAAAAUUGUAAUGUUCUCAAGAAGAUACGAAAAUACAAUGAACGGUUUAAAACGAGACUCAAAGACAGUGAAAAAACAUAUAAUAAAAAAAAUGUGCAGUAAAAAGAAUAUCACAAAUAAGUAUAGUACGGAAUUUCACUCUUUAUCUACUUAUAUUUAUCUAUCUAUCUAUCUAUCUAUCUAUCUGUCAGUCUGCAAACAUUAGUCACGAUUUCAAAAUGUAAUAAUAUUCAAGGUCUGUAAGGCUCAUUAUUCUUAUCAGCAUUGUUAUUCCAGUAUCAUUAUUAUUAUUAUUAUUAUUAUUAUUAUUAUUAUUAUUAUUAUUAUUAUUAUUAUUAUUAUUAUUAUUAUUAUUAUUCAAAUAUUCAUGGCGGAGCUUUUCCUUGGGGCGUUGGUCAUCAUGUACAUAUAAAAAAAUAAAUGUUCAAUGUAUGGGUUUUUUUUUUUCCUUUCUCUUUCUUAACAAACCUAAGCGAAAAUGGAUCCUUGCUCUCUCGCUCGCUCGCUCGCUCUCUCCUCGGUUCCGUAGACAUGUUUAGCUUUACAUAUAUAUUUCUUUUUAUUUCUGUCCCGGAUAUUCUGUGUACGCGAGAGAAUAUUAAAAUUUUAUACUCAAAGCCUGACGUUCAUGCUGUGUUUAU
Molecule: messenger RNA, 6283 nt
Organism: Eriocheir sinensis (Chinese mitten crab)
Lineage: Eukaryota; Metazoa; Arthropoda; Malacostraca; Decapoda; Varunidae
Product: PDF receptor-like
Exons: 13
Coding region: 614-1972 (452 amino acids)
Biological process (GO): cell surface receptor signaling pathway; adenylate cyclase-modulating G protein-coupled receptor signaling pathway
Cellular component (GO): plasma membrane
Molecular function (GO): G protein-coupled peptide receptor activity
Source: RefSeq, a predicted model, not a curated record